Messenger RNA from Danaus plexippus (monarch butterfly), 684 nucleotides. It is a transcript of the gene CSP8, whose product is annotated as allergen Tha p 1-like. The transcript has 3 exons. The record is from RefSeq and is a predicted model, not a curated record. The coding region runs from base 153 to 527 and encodes 124 amino acids. Lineage: Eukaryota; Metazoa; Arthropoda; Insecta; Lepidoptera; Nymphalidae.
ACAUGACAUAUAAUGUUUACAAUUAUUCAAUCCAUUGAGUUUACCGACCAAUUCGUAUAGACAUGUUUUCCUUCUGCAAGAUCUAUAUAAAAGAAUCUUGAACGAUUAUACACACAGUAUUAUCUCAACGAGGAUACAAGAUACUUGUAACAAUGAAAACUUUUGUCGUGUUCGCUAUGUGCUUGGCUGCGGCGCUCGCCCUCCCAGCUGACACCUACAAUCCUGAAUACGAUAACUUCAAUGCUAAAGAGCUAGUGGAGAACCCACGACUUCUGAAAAACUAUGGCAAAUGCUUCCUUGAUCAGGGCCCAUGCACAGCUGAGGGUUCGGACUUUAAAAAAACAAUUCCUGAAGCCCUUCGUACCACAUGCGCUAAAUGUACGCCAAAACAACGCGAGCUAAUUCGCACCGUAGUCCGCGGCUUCCAGAAGGACUUGCCAGAAAUGUGGUCAGAGCUUGUCAAGAAGGAGGACCCUAAGGGAGAAUACAAAGAAUCCUUUGAAAAAUUCCUCAACGGCUCAGAUUAAGCAAUUAGUUUUUAUGUGAUACACUCAAAUAUAUCUCCAGUGAAAUUUUAAAUAUGGUUUUCAAAAGUCCUUUUGUUAUUUGUUUGGAUUAUAAUUAACUACAUAUUUUACAUUUAAAUUGUCUUCAGCGUUUCAAAUAAAAGUAUUUUUAUUUCUA